Messenger RNA from Monodelphis domestica (gray short-tailed opossum), 1754 nucleotides. It is a transcript of the gene OR6M1, whose product is annotated as olfactory receptor family 6 subfamily M member 1. Lineage: Eukaryota; Metazoa; Chordata; Mammalia; Didelphimorphia; Didelphidae. Gene Ontology annotation, molecular function: olfactory receptor activity; G protein-coupled receptor activity. The record is from RefSeq and is a predicted model, not a curated record. Gene Ontology annotation, biological process: G protein-coupled receptor signaling pathway. Gene Ontology annotation, cellular component: membrane.
AUGGAAAACCAGAGCAUGGUGACUGAGUUUGUUCUAGUCUCCUUCCCUGUUCUCCAGGAGCUUCAAACUUUCCUCUUUGUGGUCCUCUUGUUAACAUACAUGCUAACCAUAGCAGGAAACAUUGUCAUCAUUUCCCUGAUCUGGACUGAUUAUCGUCUCCAUACUCCAAUGUAUUUUUUCCUCAGUAACUUAUCUUUUUUGGACAUUUUGUUCACCACUGUUAUUGCCCCCAAGUUGUUGUCCUGCCUCCUUAAUGACAGAAAAACCAUCUCAUUUGCAGGCUGCAUCACCCAAACAUAUUUCUAUUUCUUCCUUGGUACCGUAGAGUUUAUUCUUUUAGCUGUAAUGUCAUUUGACCGCUAUGUAGCUAUCUGCAACCCACUGCGUUACACCAUCAUAAUGAACAGCAGAGUCUGCCUUUUGCUAGUUCUGGGUUGUUGGGUAGGAGCUUUCCUAUCAGUAUUGUGUCCAACUAUUGUGGUGUCCAGGUUGCCCUAUUGUAACAAGGAGAUUAGUCAUUUCUUCUGUGACAUCGCCCCUCUGUUACAGGUUGCCUGUAUAGACACUCAUCUCAUUGAGAUUAUCAACUUCCUUUUGUCUUCCAUGGUUGUCUUGAGCUCCUUGGUACUCACCAUUGUAUCCUAUAGCUACAUCAUCUCCACCAUCUUGCGUAUCCCUUCAGCCCAAGGCCGUCAGAAGGCCUUUUCCACCUGUGUCUCUCACAUUACAGUAGUUUCCAUUGCAUAUGGAAGCUCCAUUUUCAUGUAUGUGAGACCUAACCAGAGCUAUUCCUUGGAUUUUGACAAGGUAACUGCUGUCUUUACCACAGUGGUGACUCCUCUUCUGAACCCCUUCAUUUAUAGUUUGAGAAAUGAAAAGGUAAAAGAAGUCUUGAGAGAGGCCAUCAGCAAGAUCAUUUCCUUGCUCCCAAGAAGAUCUUGAUGUUGAAUAUUUGGGUCUUUUUUUUUAAGACCUUAAAAAUAUUUCAUCUCUCCAUUUCUGCUCUGUGUGAAUUGCAUUACUUCAGGUCCAAGAGCCUGAAACCAUCCAGACAAGACAGAAGGGUCAUCACAUCAGUGGUGAGAGUCCAGAAAAUUACUUCUAAAUCUAGAGAAUCUUUCUCAGACUUCUGUGCAUAGAAUGAACACUGGAUAAGUAUUUGUUGAUUGACAGGAAAUGAAACAGCUAGAAAAUCUGUGCUUAUUUGUAGACAGGAAAAUCAUAGGAUCAUAAGAUUUUAGAGUUGAAAGAAACCUUAGAAAUCAUAUAGUUCAGGAGUUCUUAACCUUUUUCGUGUCAUAGUCCCCUUUGGCAGUCUGGUGAAGCCUGUGGACCCCUUCUCAGAAUCAUGUUUUUUAAAUGCACAAAAUAAAAUACUUGAGAUUACAAAGAAAACCAAUUUAUUUGUCACUUUGGGCUUCCUAGUAGUAUUAAAAUGUCCUGUCCUAUAGAUAUUCCAUGAUGCAGCUCUUUGUAUCCCAUAUUCUCAUCUCCUAUAAGUACUGGGGCUUGGCCCACUUGCUCCCUUCACAUUGACUGCUACAAUUGAAUUAAUAUAAAACUGGCCCAACAUCUAUGAGACAGCUCCUUCUGCCUCUUUUCCAUCAUCCUACUACUGUCCCUGGGGAAAACAAAAAGGGAAUACAGUGGAUUGUGAGCCAUUUUGCAUUUUUAUGUUUUAUGGGUUGCUACAAUCAUAAAAUUUGUUGCCAUAUUCUAAUCUCCAACUGAGCUAUAUUGGUUCUCCAUGUGUG